AUGACGAGCGAGCCAGAGAAACCGACUUCGAGCGUCGACGGCGCCGCACCACCUUCGCAUCCGGCCGACAAGCAGCCUGAAGGCGGCAUCAAGGACUAUGUCCGCAUUUUCCAAUACGCCGACCGCUAUGACUGGAUCCUCAAUGCCAUAGCAUGUGUUUGCGCCAUCGCCGCCGGGGCAGCGCUUCCCUUGAUGUCUCUGGUCUUUGGCACUUUUACCACCAAGUUCAACAAUUUUGCCUCUGGCAGAUCAACACCACAACAAUUUCGGGACGACGUGGACCAUUUCGUCCUUUGGUUCAUCUACCUUUUCGUUGGCAGGUUCGGUGUGACCUAUAUAGCCACAGGAACUAUCAGCAUCUCCGCCACACGAACAACACGUGCUUGUCGCAAGGCAUUUCUUGAAUCUACUCUUCGACAGGAAAUCUGGCAUUUCGACAGCCAAACCAAUGGAGCGACUGCCACCCAAGUCACCACCAAUGGCAAUCGAAUCCAGACCGGGAUCGCCGAGAAACUGGUCUUCGUCAUCCAAGCGCUUUCCAUGUUUUUUGCUUCCUUUGUCGUAGCCUUGGCAGCCCAGUGGAAACUGGCCUUAAUCACCAUGUCCGUCAUCCCUGCCAUUUUCAUCGUCACCGGGGUCUGCGUAGCUAUCGACGCAGUUCAGGAGGCCAGAGUCCUCCGCAUCUACUCUCGAGCAGCCGUCCUUGCUGAGGAGGUAUUGUCGUCCGUUCGAACAGUCCAUGCCUUCUACGCGCAGAAGAAAAUGGUUCAGAGAUACGACGACUUUCUACAACAAGCUCAUAAAGAAGGAAAUAAAAAAUCUCCCAACUAUGGUGUCCUUUUCUCCACUCAGUAUUUCUGUGUCUACUCGGCUAUUGCCCUGUCGUUCUGGCAAGGGUUCAGAAUGUAUCAGAGCGGCGAAAUUCAAAACGUCGGCAAGGUCUUCACCGUUGUGCUCUCCGUAACCAUUGCUGCAACAGCAAUUUCAAGCAUUGCGCCGCAAAUCCAGGCUGUCACCAACGCAUCCUCUGCCGCUUCCGAACUGUUUAGCAUUAUAGACAAGCCGUCACUUCUGGACCCUCUCGACCCUGCUGGCGCACGGCCAUCCUCAUGCCGAGGCCACAUCGAAAUCACAGGCUUGGAUUUCGCUUAUCCCUCCCGCCCAUCCGCUCAGGUCCUGCGUGGUUUCACCAUAACCAUUCCUGCCGGAAAGACCACGGCUCUAGUAGGAGCAUCGGGCUGUGGGAAAAGCACACUUGUGGGACUUCUUGAAAGGUGGUAUCUUCCCACCGCGGGCCGUAUUGCUCUUGAUGGAUUAGACCUGGACGAAUACAAUGUCCAAUGGUUGAGAAGCCAGAUUCGUCUUGUACAACAAGAGCCGAUCUUAUUCCGCGGAACUGUGUUUCAGAAUGUCGCUAAAGGCUUUCUCGACGAGCAACGAAAUCUUCCUCUCGAGAAACAAAUGGAAUUGGUCCAAGAAGCCUGCAAAGCUAGUAAUGCGGACGAGUUCAUCAACGAGCUCCCCCAAGGCUAUGAGACCCAAGUGGGAGAGCGGGCUGGGACGCUGAGUGGAGGUCAACGACAACGCAUUGCCAUUGCUCGCAGCAUUGUCUCAGACCCAAAGAUUCUUCUCCUUGACGAAGCUACAAGUGCUCUUGACCCUAGAGCUGAGAGACUUGUGCAAGAUGCCCUAAAUCGCGUAUCGGCGAACCGGACAACGCUAGUCAUUGCACACAAAUUGGCAACUGUGAAGACCGCCGACAACAUUGCCGUCAUGUCCGGUGGGCGGAUAGUCGAACAGGGUACCCACCUGGAAUUGAUCGAUCUCAACGGCCAUUACGCAAGGCUGGUUCGAGCUCAGGAUCUUGGGUCCGCUGGACACGAAGAGCCCAACCGGCUCGUCGGUGAGAAGCCGAUCCUGGAUGUGACAGGUGAACAAUUGGGGGUCCAACGGACCCUCACCGUUGCGACUUCUGUGGGAGGCGACGCCGAAAAGGGGACAAAGCCUGUCGGAACUCUUGGGUACUCGCUCUUACGAUGCAUUGUCGUCAUGUUCUACGAGCAGAAGGCUUUAUAUUGGUGCUUCUUGAUCUCAACUCUCGCUUGUCUUAUCGGUGGAGCGACGUUUCCAGCUCAGGCCAUUCUCUUCGGAAGGCUUUUGACUAUCUUUCAAUUGACAGGUAAAGAAGCCCGUGACCGAGCAGACUUCUACUCAUUAAUGUUCUUCGUUGUCGCGCUCGGUAAUCUGGUGGCUUAUUUCACCAUCGGUUGGCUGUGUAACAUCAUUGGACAAACCGUCACCCAUCGUUAUCGUGCGGAAAUGUUCCAACGUGUCCUCGACCAGGACAUCGAGUUCUUCGACCUUCCGGAAAAUACCUCGGGGGCAUUGACCUCGAAACUUUCCGCACUUCCCAACCAGCUACAAGAGCUCAUUUCAGCCAACAUCCUCCUCAUCUUCAUAGUGUUGGUUAACGUCGUGUCUAGCAGCGUCCUAGGUUUGGCUUACGGUUGGAAGCUGGGCCUGGUGGUGGUCUUUGGGGCGCUCCCACCACUCCUUCUGUCUGGUUAUCUUCGCAUACGACUGGAGACUAGGCUUGAGGCCCAGGUUUCCGACGAGUUUGCGGAAAGUGCCGGGCUGGCCAACGAAGCUGUCUCAUCCAUCAGAACCGUGGCUUCCUUAACGCUCGAGGCGCAUGUCCUAGAGGAAUAUUCACAAAUGCUCAGCAGUAUCGUCCUGAAGUCCACCCGGGCGUUGGUGUGGACGAUGUUCUGGUUUUCUCUGUCACAAUCCAUCGUGUUUCUGGCCAUGGCACUCGGUUUCUGGUACGGUAGUCGACUGUUGGCAUCAGGAGAGUACACGACGGAACAAUUCUACAUCAUCUUUAUUGGCGUGCUCUUUGCGGGCCAAGCCGCGGGCGAAUUCUUCGGAUACACUACGUCCAUCACCAAAGCACGGAGCGCAGCCAACUACAUCCUCUGGCUGAGGACAUUGCAGCCAACAAUUAGGGAGACAGAGGCCAACAAGAACAACGGGCCCGAAGGAGAUGGGCCCGUUGAUCUCGAGAAUAUCGAGUUCCGCUACCCCCAACGAGAAACAUCGCGUGUCAUUCGAGGCAUCUCUAUGGGCAUCAAGCCUGGACAAUUUGCUGCUUUCGUGGGAGCAUCAGGCUGUGGCAAGUCGACUCUGGUUGCCUUGCUCGAAAGGUUCUACGACCCAACCGCUGGUCGAAUCUGUUUCUCCCACAAGGACAUUGCGGCCAUGUCGCCUCGGCUCUACCGUGGACAUAUGUCUCUCGUGCAACAGGAGCCCACAUUAUACCAGGGCUCUGUCAGAGAGAAUGUCUCCCUUGGUCUUGACUUCGAGCCGUCCGAGGAACAAAUUCAAGAGGCAUGUCGUAAGGCGAACGCACUGGAUUUUGUGAUUUCUCUUCCCGAGGGAUUUGACACCCCAUGCGGAUCUCGCGGGACGCAGUUGUCCGGCGGGCAGAGACAGCGCAUCGCCAUUGCGAGGGCUUUGAUCCGGAACCCUAAGCUCCUCUUGCUCGACGAGGCCACGAGUGCACUUGAUACAUUAUCCGAGCGGUUGGUACAAGCAGCACUGGACGAAGCCGCUAUGGACCGAACGACAAUUGCCGUGGCGCACCGACUGUCGACUAUCCGCGAGGCUGACGUUAUAUUUGUGAUUGCGAAUGGGAAGAUAGCGGAGAUGGGAACACACAUGGAGUUGCAGCAGUUGAAGGGCCGCUACUAUGAGAUGUGUCUGGCGCAGUCGCUGGACCGGGCUUAG
This is a messenger RNA of Cladophialophora psammophila CBS 110553, 3786 nucleotides long. RefSeq lists its product as uncharacterized. The transcript has a single exon. The record is from RefSeq and is a predicted model, not a curated record. Lineage: Eukaryota; Fungi; Ascomycota; Eurotiomycetes; Chaetothyriales; Herpotrichiellaceae. Gene Ontology annotation, cellular component: membrane. Gene Ontology annotation, molecular function: ATP hydrolysis activity; ATP binding; ABC-type transporter activity. Gene Ontology annotation, biological process: transmembrane transport. The coding region runs from base 1 to 3786 and encodes 1261 amino acids.